Hemisphaericaspora subhashii is the source of this 2583-nucleotide messenger RNA. Its product is annotated as BGL5. The record is from RefSeq and is a predicted model, not a curated record. Lineage: Eukaryota; Fungi; Ascomycota; Pichiomycetes; Serinales; Debaryomycetaceae. Gene Ontology annotation, molecular function: beta-glucosidase activity. The coding region runs from base 1 to 2583 and encodes 860 amino acids. Gene Ontology annotation, biological process: glucan catabolic process. The transcript has a single exon.
AUGCAACUUCCAGAUACAGAUGUUACUUUAAGUAAACAACAACAACAAUCAAAUGGUAAACCUCAACAAUUAGAUAUUGAAUAUUUGCUUGAAGAGUUAACCCUUGAAGAAAAAAUUUCCUUAUUAGCUGGUAAAGAUUUCUGGCAUACUGUUCCUAUUGAACGUUUAAACAUUAAGAGUAUCAGAGUUUCAGAUGGUCCAAAUGGUAUUAGAGGUACCAAAUUCUUCAACAGUAUUCCAUCCAAUUGUUUCCCAUGUGGUACCGGUUUAGCUGCUACUUUCAAUAAAGAUUUAUUGGUAGAAGGUGGUGAAUUAAUGGGUAAGGAAAGUAAGAUGAAAGGUGCUCACGUUAUCUUAGGUCCAACUACAAACAUCAUUCGUUCUCCUCUUGGUGGUAGAUCAUUUGAGUCUUAUUCUGAAGAUCCAUUAUUAGGUGGUGUGGCUGCUGCUUGUGUUUGUAAGGGUAUUGCCAACGAAAAUGUUGUUGCUUGUAUAAAACAUUUUGUUUGUAAUGAUCAAGAAGAAGAAAGACGUUGUGUUGAUACUCGUUUAACUGAUAGAUCAUUAAGAGAAAUCUACUUGAAACCAUUCCAAAUUGCUCUUAGAGAUUCUAACCCAGGUGCUAUUAUGACUGCUUAUAACAAGGUUAAUGGUGUUCAUGUUUCUGAAUCAAAGGAAAUCCUUCAAAACAUCUUAAGAAAGGAAUGGAAUUGGGAUGGAUGUACUAUGUCUGAUUGGUAUGGUAGUUAUUCUACCAAGGACUCUCUUGAUGCUGGUUUAAACUUGGAAAUGCCAGGUCCAACUAGAUUUAGACAAGUUCUUCAAACUGUUCAUAAAGUUCAAGCUAACUUGAUUCAUCCAGAUGUCAUUGACGAAAACGUUAGACAAGUUUUGAAAUUAAUUAACGCCGGUUUGAAAGCAGGUAUUCCAGACGAUGUUAUUGAAUCCGCUAAUGAUUCGCCAGAAGCUAGACAAUUGUUAAGAAAGAUUGGUGAUGAAUCUAUUGUCUUAUUAAAGAAUGAGGAUAGUAUCUUGCCAUUAUCUAAGACUUCUACUGAAACUAUUGCUGUUAUAGGUCCAAAUGCUAAGGCUUCCCAAGACUCCGGUGGUGGUUCUGCUUCUAUGACUACAACCUACAGGACUACUCCAUAUGGAGGAAUUGAACAAAAAGUUAAAGAAGGUGGUAAUACUGUUAGUUUAACUUAUGCUCUUGGUGCUUUCUUGGAUAAGAAUGUUCCAGAUAGUGCUGCUGUUUUAGAAAAUGAACAAGGUGAAAAAGGUUUAAUUACUGCUAAAUUCUUCCACUCUGCUCCUGGUACCCCAAACCGUCAACCAUUUGAAGAAUUAUCUUUAGACACGUCAAGAUUAUUCCUCAUGGAUUUCAAGAGUGACAAUUUAGAUCCAGAACAAUUAUUAUACUAUGCUGAUUUAACUGGUUACUUCACUCCUGACGAAACCGCUGAAUAUGAAUUUGGUUGUUCAACCUUCGGUACUGCCCAAGUCUUUGUUGACGGUAAGUUGGUUGUUGACAACAAAACGAAACAAGUCAAGGGUGAUGCUUUCUUGUUAGGUAUGGGUACCAGAGAAGAACUUGGUUCUAUUCAUUUAGAAAAGGGUAAGAAAUAUCAUAUCAAGGUUGAAUUUGGUACUUCUCCUACUUAUACUCUUCAAAUUGAUGCAUCUGAACCUGGUGGAGUUUACUUUGGUGUUCGUAUUAAGUCUAAUCCCGAAGAUGAAAUUGCCAAGGCAGUUAAAGUUGCUCAAUCUGCUGACAAGGUUGUUCUCGUUGUUGGUUUAUCUAAAGAAUGGGAAUCUGAGGGUUUCGAUCGUCCAGAUAUGGAUAUCCCGGGUUAUACUAAUAAAUUGGUUGAAGAAGUUAUCAAGGUUAAUUCAAAUGUUAUUAUUGUCAACCAAUCUGGUUCUCCAGUUACUAUGCCAUGGGCUGACAAGUCUAAGGCUUUGGUGCAAGCUUGGUUUGGUGGUAAUGAAUUAGGUAACACUAUUGCUGAUGUGUUAUUUGGUGAUUAUAACCCAUCAGGUAAAUUAUCUAUGACCUUCCCAAAGAAAUUACAAGAUGCUCCUUCUUAUAUUAACUUUGGCUCCAACAAGGGACAAGUUUGGUACGGUGAAGAUGUCUUUGUUGGUUACAGAUAUUAUGAAAAGGUUGGUAGGGAUGUCUUAUAUCCAUUUGGUUAUGGUUUAUCUUAUUCUACAUUUGAUAUCAAGAAUUUCAGACUUACCACAAGUGAAAGUUCGAUAGAUGUCAAGGUUGAUGUUACUAAUACUGGUAAGGUUGAUGGUGCUGAAGUUGUUCAAUUAUAUAUUGAACAAGUUAACCCAAGUAUUACCAGACCAAUCAAGGAAUUAAAGGAUUUUGGUAAGGUAUUCUUAAAGGCUGGUGAAACCAAGACAGUUGAAUUGAGUGUUUCUAUUAAGGAGGCUACCUCUUAUUGGAAUAGUUUUGUUAACAAGUGGCAAUCCGAUAAGGAUACUUACAAGGUAUUAGUUGGUAAUAGUUCUGACAACAUUUCUGUUCAAGGUGAAUUCUCAACCAAGAAGACCUUCACUUGGACUGGAUUAUAA